AUGAUGGCAUUAGUGUGUCUGGUUAAUUUGGUGACUGUCUGUGUGUUAUUUGUGAAUAUUAUUAAGGAAACACAAGGAUACGAUGGCUUACAUCAAUACUAUGAACUCAGCACUAAGAAAACACGCUGCUUGAAUCCUCCCCGAACGGCAAGAAAAGUUGAGACAUACAUAAAGGAGUGCCAGGAUGAAGUUAGAAAUAAAUUGGUGCAAGAGGCAUAUUCCAUACUUAAACAUGAGGUCUAUAAUGUACAGCCACCCGUUGAUCCUCAUGAUGACAAGGUGGAAUUAAUAGACACCAUUCACGCUAUAUCAACUUUAGAUCAUGGUGACAAUCAUAAUCAUUAUGAGUAUAUAACACUGGAAGAGGGAGAGGAUGUGGAUACACCGCGCAAGCGUAUGGCCCGUCUGGUCAAACGUAUCGCUCGUGUCGAUGAUAUUUCCAAUGGUAUAUAUCAUCCAACUUUAGUGCCUUUUGAGGAUAAAAGGAUUGCGGGCUGUCUGUUGCAUUGUGUCUAUGCCAAAAAUAAUGCCAUUGAUAAAAAAGGUUGGCCUACCUUGGAUGGUUUGGUAGAUUUCUAUUCGGGUGGUGUCAAUGAGCAUGGCUUCUUUAUGGCCACUCUGAGAUCGGUGAAUUUGUGCCUGAGGGCGGUGACCAAUAAAUAUCAUGUGGAUCGUCAUAAAUUUCCCGAAAAAGGCGAAAGCUGUGAUUUGGCCUUUGAUGUGUUCGAUUGUAUAUCGGAUCUAAUAACAGGCUAUUGUAUGGAUCAAUAUAAGACAUGGCCGUGA
This is a messenger RNA of Stomoxys calcitrans (stable fly), 786 nucleotides long. RefSeq names its product general odorant-binding protein 70 (gene Obp73a). The transcript has 5 exons. Lineage: Eukaryota; Metazoa; Arthropoda; Insecta; Diptera; Muscidae. Bases 1 to 786 code for a protein of 261 amino acids. The record is from RefSeq and is a predicted model, not a curated record. Gene Ontology annotation, molecular function: odorant binding.